Molecule: messenger RNA, 739 nt
Organism: Hydra vulgaris (swiftwater hydra)
Lineage: Eukaryota; Metazoa; Cnidaria; Hydrozoa; Anthoathecata; Hydridae
Source: RefSeq, a predicted model, not a curated record
AUGAUUUGUUCACAAGUAAGCAAACUGAUUCUCUUCUAAGGAUGCUUACUAUUGUUUGUUCUUUUUGCAAUAGUAAAUUUAAUUUAUUGAAAGAGUAUGAAUUAUAUAAGAGUCAUAAAGGCAUUUGUCUUAAAGAGGCAUCAGUUCCUCAAUCGUUUGCAGCAAGUAUUAGUGUCAAUGAUGUUUUUAAGAUAAAUGAAAAUAGUGAUAUUCCAUAUGAGGUAGAAAAAGCUGCGCUUCAUGUCAUUAAGCAAAAGAUGGCUAAAUUUGGAGGAAAGUCAGUAGAAUUUAAAAGUGGAGGACCUAGACCAAUCGUUUUUACACAGACACCAAAAGCUUAUGUUAACAGUGCUCAGGCAGCAGAAUCUACUUUGCGACUUCGUAAUACAAAUAUUUUGAAACAUUUUGAGACUGUAGCUGGCAAUUCAUGCGAUUCAAGUAUAAGUCAAACAAGUAAAUUGUUAUUAUCAUUUGAACCAGAUCAGAGACAGUCAAUAUUAAGUAAUACAAAACUAAAUCACACUAAAAUAAGUGCAAAUGUGAUGGUAGCUAUGAAAACUGAUAUGGGUAUCCCAUGGGAAAAACUUAAAGUAAUGUCUAGAUGGCUCAAAAAAUAUGAUAUAACCACUGCAUCUAAUGCUUCACAAAGAGUUGUAGCUGAAAAUUGGUCGGGAAACGACAUUAUUGUUGAAAAUGCUCCUUUCACAUUUAAAAAGGAAUAAAAAGGAAAGAUUGAAAU